CAGCGAUUGGCAUCACGGCACUAUCGUCACCGCCCGCGUUGUAGCCUAGAAACUGAACUCUGUGAAGAGGAGAGGAGAGGUAGACAGACCUUACAUCAAGUCAAUUCUCUACUCUUUUUGUCGCGUUUGAAUCGCAUAGCGACGGCGACAAAGAAAACACCACCACCACGUUCCUUUUUCCACCAAGUACGCACUGUCGGUGAACUGACGGCUAUUGGUUGUACUCUUCAUUGUCUGUUGACUUUCACUUUGGCUUUUUCUCACCACUUCAUUGUCUGUUCUUCACUUUACCUUCGCCUUCCACUUGUUCGCUCCAAUACUGUGAUGCGCGACGAGAGAGCCUCCACCAUCUAGCUCUCCCAUUCGAAAGCAUCGGCCUUGUCCCUAACCGCAUGCCAUCCUAGGCUGGACCUAUACGGCUGUCAUCCCCCACUACGACGACAGAUCAUGUCCAAUAACACGAAUAGCCUCGAAUCUCUGCCACCACGACCGCCCACUCCACCAAAGAGAGAAGCACAUAAUGCGCCCCCAGCUACGAUCCCAAGAAAUGUCCUGGCCCCCAUCGAGCUCGACAGCAACCUCAGGGCCGUCCAUACCCCGCCUGCCGUAAACUCGCCUGGCUCGGGCCUCAAUAGCAAAUCAACAUCGAAACGAAGUACCAAGAGAGUUGGGUUCUCGGCAAAGGCAGAAUACAAAGACGCUCCAGUCUUCAUGGACGGCGACAAGAGACAGCAGCCGACCCCCGUCUCCCUUCCACGAAGCGCUUCCAAGCCAGUCAAGUCCAUCCUCAAAAUCACCCACCACGUCCCGAACCCUCUCGAGGAAGCCAACGGCGACCCGUCCGAUCCCUCGAACGCAAACACAUCGGUCGCCAACAUGUUGGAGUCAACCCUGAAGCAGCUCGCCGGCGGCGAUCGCGACUCGAAACUCGAUUCCUACAUGAUGUUGACGCGGGCCUUCAAGGUCUCCAACAACUUGCCAGACAGGGUGGCUUUGCAAGAGAAGAUGGGCUUGUUCAUGCAGUUCAUGCAAAGAGAUCUUGUCGCCAGGACACCUCAGGGCAACCUCGACUCUUCUCUUGUCCAACAUGCUCUCAAGCUGAUCGUCACCUUUCUCGGCCUCCCUGCCAUUGCCUCGACUUUCACGACCGACUUCGGAACCUUCUUCGUCGACCACUGUAUCCGUUCCUUCCAAGACGACUCGACCCCGAAAGAUACUGCUCGACAUCUUAUGCAGGCCGUGUUGGUACAGAACUUCUCGUCCAAGGUUAUGACCCCUGAGCGAGUCGGCAGACUGGUCACAUCGCUACACAAUAUUGAGGAGAACAUCAAGGGCAAGAGCAUCAUCAUGUUGCGGGUGCGGAUAUACCAGAAAAUAGUCAAUCAAACGGGCAAGAUGAUGGUUAUUCACUCGGAUUGGUUAUACGACCUCUUUACCGACAUGCUCAGCACCAUAAAGGACAUCAGAGAGGCAGCCAUUACCCUGGGCCUCGGCGCUGCUUUCACCAUUGGUCAGGAGCUACAGCUCUCACGCAAGGCAAUGGAGAUAUUUAACUCGGUCUCGGAAGAAAAGAAAUACAUCGAGUACUAUGAAGAGAGGCUCAAGGCCAUGGUCAAGGACAAGACCGUAUCCGCUUCGGUCCCCCACAUCUGGAGCGUUGUUGUCCUUCUACUACGAAUCCGUCUGAGGGUAUGGGACCGUACAGCGCAUUGGUUGCAACUGGUCCAGAAUUGCUUCAAUAACAUCGAUUACCCUACCAAGAUUGCCGCUCACCAUGCUUGGGCUCGUCUGGUCUACUUGACGAAUGCCGUAGAGCCGUCAUUCGAGUCUUCGCUCAAAACCAUCAUCACCCCUUUGACUAGUCAGCUCAAAAGGAAGAACAGUACCAAGGCCUCGGAAGGACAACUAAGGGCAGCUGUCUUGGGCGAUGUGUGCAAUCUCUGGUACUAUCUCUUCAAGCCAAACACGAAUGCGGCUUUGCUAGAUGGAUACUGGAAGGCUGGAGUCCAACCCAUUGUUACAGCACUCGUGUCCAGCUCGGAGCCUUCAAAACCAGCCACUGGAAAUUCAACUCGGAAACCACAGGAGACAUACGGGCAAGCAAGUGUCAUUCUCAGUCAUCUCUUUAACUGCACAACAGCCAGGCGAUGGAGUGUGGACCGAGUAAUGGACGAACCCCUCGCAAGACCCGAGGAGGUUCCUGCCAUUGACGCAAAAUGGGUUCGAAAGAAUGCCGCCAUGAUUCUGGCUGCGAUUGAGCCCAUCCUCGCCCAAGAUUUUAAUGCACUUUCCAACAAGAAGAGCGCAGUCUACUGGCUCUGGGCCUCUCUUGUCGGAUCUAUUGCCUCUGCCGCAUCUAAAGAGAUUAAGGUCUCGAAAGACACAGGCUUGUUUAUAACAGAAGCAUUGUCUGUCUUGCAGAAGAUCUGGCAAAAAGGCGUGCAACCAGGCGAUACCGCUUCAGCAGUGGACUUUCUUCGUGCUACAAAGGGGUAUGUGGAGAUCAUGAUAACUUCGCUUGGCCUCCUCCCUUUUACAGAAAAGCUAGGCAAGGCCCAGGCCGGUCAGAAGUCGCCUAUGCAUAAUCUGUUCUCUAUGCUGUCUGGACUUCCUUCUGGCAUCCCUGACGACGAGACCUUUGAAGUCUUCUUCACUUCAGUCUUUGAACACUUUACCGAGGCAAAGAGCGAGAAAGGAAAGAUUGAAAUUGCCCUAGAUUUGCUCACCAUGAUUCCUAUGGAGACACCACGCCCAUAUGGGAUGUGGCUGUUUGUUGCGAAGGCGCUUGAUGGAUGGCUCCAACCUGAUCACAAUAGCAACCACUCAACUGGUUCAGGUGACACCCCCAUAGGCCACGAUUACCGUGAUAUCGUCAAGGUUCUCGAGCGUGGAAUCAGGUCGACUCCUAAUCUGCCUCGUGAGCACUGGGAGUCGCUGUUUAAUGCUGUUCACCAGAGGGUUAGGUCAGAAGCAGGAGAGCCCGGAGUUGCCAUCGUUGUCGUUGAACCUCUAGCCAAGGUAGCUCUGGAUCGACUAACUACCCCGGGGCCCAUGGCUGCUUUCUUCAAUGGGGUCCGAUAUGUCGCCGAGUUGUUGUCGAUUGCUAUUCAGCCACGCGACAAGCAAGCCGUUGACGCAGCUCGAAGACGGCUUUGGGGAACGGCUCUGGCUGGUUCUCGCUCAGCAACUUUUGACACGUUCGACAAUCUCUACAAGGCUGUCAAUGAGGCUUUGACACGGCUCUACAAGGAGUUUGACUCUGAUAAUUCCGAACUCAUCAUCCGCCUUCUGCAAGAGACUGUCGGCUUCUUCGAUAGGUGUAACCAACAACUCAUCUUCAGGACAAUGUUCAUUCUUCAAGAUGGCUUCCUCCCCUGGCUCCGAGAUCCUAACAGAUUGCUUGGCAGCCAGUUGAACGCCAUUGUGGCUGUGACAAACACGCUUUGGGACAAGGUAUGCGGUCUUAUAUCGGCAACCGAACGCCCCGACCAGCAGUUGGAUUCACUCACUCGCAUCUUCUGUGCCACUCUCGGUUCCUCUCAUCGAUACAUCGUCAACUCGGCUGUAUCGCUUUGGAACAGACUGUAUGGCAAAGUCGAAAAGCUCGAGUAUCCUCAGGAACUUAAGGAAGUCCUUGCCAAACUCCGGCCGUACGCCGAUCUGGUCACGCCCGGUCUAGAGCUCUCCAGCCUCGAGUAUCCCUCCCACGAACCCAUCUUCGUCGAGUCGAUGGAGGAGUUCAGCCUGCCUAGACUACCACCACCAUCCUCAAGACGCACCACAAGAAGCGCCUCACGCACAAACUCCCCAGUCAAGACGCCCGAUCCUGUUAAGCGCAGGUCCCCGACCAAGCGACGUGCCAGCGCCACUCCUGAAGUUAAGAGCUCUGGAUUCAACCUCCGUCCCAAAGCGGGGGCACCACGGCUUCGGCACGAUGACUCCCAAAUCCAGUUUGCGGCGGUUGAAUCCUCUCCUCAACACAACCUCAUCAACGAAGAAAUGGAAUCCCAGCUCCUUACCGAGCGCCAAAAGGAAGUCCGCGAGCGCCAGAAGGAAAACGCCGCACUCUUUCCCGAGCUCCGCUCCUCCCCAGCUACAAGAACCCGAAGCUCAGCGCGUCUCGCUGCCCGCUCACGAGAGGGUUCCCCUUCAGGUGCUCACACUCCCCAAGCCGGUACCCCCAGUAACCCAGGAGGCAGAUUCACCGAAUUCGUCAGCGGGACGCCUACCCCCCGCCGCGGACAAGCGGCGUUGGCGAUCAUCGAUCAGGACAUGGACAUGAUGGACCCGCCUUCGUCACCGCCGAUGAUGGAACCAAGGAGGAAUCCGCUCGCGGCUGAGAUAAGGUCCAGAUCGGCGAACACGAGCUUGUUGGAUGAUUGGCAGCUUUCUUCUUCUCCCAUCUCUGGGUCGCCGUUGCGUCAGCAGCAGUUUGCGCCGGUGCCGUCGAGUUUGGCUGUGGCUUUGGAUGCUGUCAACGCUGCGGUUGGGUCGUCUCCUCCUGCACCGGCAGAAGCGGGUGAGCAGGAUUUGAUGGAGGAAGAUGAUGAUAUUAUUGAAGAGAGUGUGCUGCCUGAGCAGGAGAAUCAGGUUCUGCCGACCACUGAGCUAGCCAAACCGGCCCAGGAAGUUGUUGGUGUUUCUGGCGAGGGCUCAGGGCUGCAGGGAGGUCAUCUAGGUGUGCCACGCCAGGAAACGCCGGAGAAAUCGGAUCAUGAGCUGGAAGAGUUUGUGGAUGCGCCUAGUAGCCCGCUACCGCCGACGCCGCACCGUGCUGGUAGAGCCUCGGCCAAACCUACCAUCCAGGCCAACACAGACCCGGUGAAGAAAGCUGCUCCCGCUCCGGUGGCUGCUCCGGCACCUACUCCCGCUUUCGCGACUGCACCCACUGUUGCUCCGGCGGCCACAGCGGUUGCACCCGCACCCACUCCAUCGGGCGCUCCAUCUUACGACGGCGGAGAAUGGGACGACCGCUCCCUCCUCAAACUGGUAGUAGAGCUCGACUCAGGUAAACUGAAUAGGCAAGAGUACACCCGUCCAUCUCCCUCCGUUUCGCCCGAGAAGCUUCCUCUCACAGCAGCCAACCUUGAGCCUAGUUCCAGUUCUAAUAGGCCUGGCUCUGGUCCCGCUUCAGCUGCCCCCUCUCCGGCCGCUUCGUGCAUCGUAGCUGUGGACGAUGAUAAUAUCGUGGGGGACGAAAGCGAGAAUGUUCAUGUUCCAAAGCCGGCGUCUCGAGGACGGCUGACGAGGUCAAGGGCUAGUUCUGUGGCUUCGAACCGCUCGGUUGAGCAGAUUCCUAGCUCACAGGCGCAACAGCAGUUGUCGACGCAAGAAAAGGGGAAGCCAAAGCUCAAGGGUCCGACGAGCGCACGGGCGGGAGCAGGGAAGGGGAAGCGGAAGAGAGUGGCUUCUUCGGCUUCGGAGACUGCUGCUGCUGCUGCUACUCCUGCUGGGACUGGGACUGGGACUGGAAAGAAGAGGAGGGUUGGUCGUCCUUCGUCUACUGCUCCGGUCCCUGCGGUGGAGCAGGAAAAGACCGAGGUUCAGGUUCCUAGGAGCCGGAGCCAGGGUCAGAGUCAGAGCCAAGAAGUGCCCAAAUCAGAACCGAUUUUCUAUGACCGCCUUCCUAUCUCCGUCUCCUCCUCCUCCCGCUCGUCGUCUUUGUCUCAACCACCAUCCAGCCGUGCGUCUUCUGUCGUGUCUAACUCGGUUCUUACUGAGCGACCUAGGGGCCUGCCUCAACCUGCCCAUCAGCGCACUAUCCCUUCGUCUUUGCCGCAGCAAAUGUCUCAGUUGUCUGCCCCUGCGCCGGUGCCAAUGGAGGUUGUUGAGCAGGCUGCUGCUGAGGCGAGUGAUGAGGUUGCGCAGCAGCAGUCCCAGUCCCAAGGGGCUCAACAAGUACAGGUUCCAGAGAUCGAGGAGUUAUCCUCCGAUGGCGAAGAGCUCGUCCAGUCUCAAAUAGAAAUUGAGUCUAGGAGUGCGGAUGAGAGGCAAUCACUUUCUAUGUCUCAGGUGGAACACCUGGAACAACAUUUGGAAGGGGAGGAUUUGAUUCCUAGUUCGCCGUUUAUGGCGGUACGUGGUAGUGGGAGAAGUGGAAGUGGGAGAAGUGGGAGUGGUGGAAGUGAGAGUGGUGGGAGCGAGGUGCUGGUGGAGGAUUCGGUUCUUUCACAACAGCAGGAGGAAGAAGAGCGCAUGGAUGUUGAUAUGGAUGAGCAUGAUCAACCUUUAGCGUCGGCACAACAACAACAACGACAGCAAAAGAAACAAGAGGUGGGAAGAAACACUGGGCCAGUGGUGGGCGAAGAAAGGAGAAGAGGGCUGACGGAGGACGUUAUUACCAGCGCAAAACCCGGAAAAAAUCACACAGAAAAUCUUCAGCAAAAAAAGGUCCAAAAGCAAAAGUCUCAGCAGCAACCUCAAACGCAACAAAAUCUAUCCCAGCAACAACAAGAUCAACUUGGAGAGGAAAACAAGGAGGAGGAGGAGGCUUCUUCAGCAAACAACAACAACAACAACAACAACAACAACAACAACAACAACAACAACAACCAAAGCCACACCACCAACAAGGAAAGAAUCCUCUCCACCCUUCGCGCCAGUCUAAACGAACUUCGCACCGCAACAGCAGCAGGCGGCCUGUCUCGACAAGAGGUGUACGAGAUUGAGGACUUGUUUAUGGAUCUGAAGAGGGAGUUGUAUGAGGCUGAGAGGAGGGGGAGGGCAUAGGUCAUAUGGUCAUAAGGUCUUGAGGUUAUAACGGCGGUGCAGAAAGGUGGUACUGCUUUUUGCUUUUUACUGUUUCGCUAUGUAGAAGUGAUGGCUCCCUCAUCACUGUUUGUGUAUGACACGUUCGGCAUCAUUGGGGUUUCGUAUCCCCGUGCGUGGCAUUAGGUUCAUGGUGGGCUUAACGGUAACGGAGUUUCGUUGUAUUGUCUGGCUUCUCUUGCUAUUAUGGCUCACAAAAAAGUACAUUAUCCCAGCUGUCUGUCUAUAAACGUGGCCAACCAAGGUUUGGGCUUCUGAGGCUUUGAAGGCGUAUAUGGAUGAAGGUGUUUUAUAUCAUGUCUUAUUAUCGUGGUGUUUGUUUACUAUUAAGUAAGGUCUCUCUCUACUUGAGUUCAGGGGAUUGGGGGUUGGCCAAGCAUAUGGGCGAUGAAAGCUGUGGGCACCAAAGAAGAUCGGGCUACCUGAAUCAAAAUAGCUGUGCUGAAAGCGAAC
Neurospora tetraspora is the source of this 7221-nucleotide messenger RNA. RefSeq names its product Rap1-interacting factor 1 N terminal-domain-containing protein. The record is from RefSeq and is a predicted model, not a curated record. Gene Ontology annotation, cellular component: nucleus. NCBI's taxonomy places the organism in Eukaryota, Fungi, Ascomycota, Sordariomycetes, Sordariales, Sordariaceae. The transcript is spliced from 3 exons. Gene Ontology annotation, biological process: telomere maintenance. The coding region runs from base 448 to 6729 and encodes 2093 amino acids.